Messenger RNA from Aegilops tauschii subsp. strangulata, 666 nucleotides. The record is from RefSeq and is a predicted model, not a curated record. NCBI's taxonomy places the organism in Eukaryota, Viridiplantae, Streptophyta, Magnoliopsida, Poales, Poaceae.
AUGUCGGCGCCCGUUCCCGGCGCUGCCCCGCCGCCGCUGCGGCUCACGGCCUCGACACGCCGGGCCUCAUCGCCGUCGUCUCCCCGCCUCGCCCCCGACACCCGCGGCGCCCCGAGGCCGACGUCGCCGCGCGGAGCCCCCCCCUCCCCCGUCGCUGGAUUGCCUCCCCGCCGUCCUCUACGUCGUCGCCUCCUCCCCUGCGCCGGUCGUCCCCGUCCUCCUCCACAACUGCUCCCUCGAGCCUCGCCGCCACCCCUCCUCUUCAACGCUGGUGAGGGCCUUGCCCUCCCCCUUCCCUUCCUCUGCUCCGUGCCGGCCGCGCCGCUCGCUCCCUGCGCCGGCAUUGCACGUCUCCGCCCGCGCCCGCGAGUUCGCUUGCGCUCGUUGCGCUCGCCGUGGCCCUGCACCGUGGACGCCGUGCCCGACUACGCCCUCCGCGCGCCCCUCGCGCGUCUGGGCCGGGCCCGGCCACCGCGCGCAUGCGCACGCGCACCAACCCCCCGUCGCCCCAUAGCUCCCGCACGCACCCCGUCCGGCCGGUCCGUCGCCGCACCAGCGCGGGCGACCGCACCUGCCCGCACCCUCCGUCGCCUCCGUGCGGGUGCGCGGCGCCCGCACCCGAUAACGCCCGUCGCCCGAACCCACUAUGGCCCUGAGGGCCUAUGA